CUCAAAAGCUGAUUGAUACAACAGUCGUGUCAGUGUUGUGCUGUUUACUAAUUUGAGUGUACACACUCUUUUCGUUUGUGAAUAAGCAUUUGGCUGCACGUUUCUCUUGAAACAGUUACAAAAUGCAAAUCUUCGUUAAAACUCUCACCGGCAAGACCAUUACCUUGGAGGUCGAGCCCUCUGACACCAUCGAGAAUGUCAAGGCCAAGAUCCAGGACAAAGAGGGAAUCCCACCAGAUCAGCAGCGUUUGAUCUUCGCCGGCAAGCAGCUGGAGGAUGGACGCACUCUGUCCGACUACAACAUUCAGAAGGAGUCCACUUUGCACUUGGUGCUCCGUCUGCGUGGUGGCAUUAUUGAGCCCUCGCUUCGCAUUCUCGCCCAGAAGUACAACUGCGACAAAAUGAUCUGCCGCAAGUGCUACGCUCGUCUGCACCCACGUGCAACCAACUGCCGCAAGAAGAAGUGUGGACACACCAACAACUUGCGUCCCAAGAAGAAGUUGAAGUAGACGCUUUUCUUCCUCUGUUGGCAUUUCGUUGGCUGGAGCUGCUGUGCGCUUUCCACAAACAAAACAAAAUUAACAACUAUUUAGUAAAUAUAAAUUUGUAAUACAAUAUCAAUAUGAUAAAGUGCGAAAUGUAUUUACUUGCUAUAAGGCGCACCGUA
This is a messenger RNA of Drosophila mojavensis, 667 nucleotides long. It is a transcript of the gene RpL40, whose product is annotated as ubiquitin-60S ribosomal protein L40. Gene Ontology annotation, cellular component: cytoplasm; nucleus; ribosome. Lineage: Eukaryota; Metazoa; Arthropoda; Insecta; Diptera; Drosophilidae. Gene Ontology annotation, molecular function: structural constituent of ribosome; protein tag activity; ubiquitin protein ligase binding. The record is from RefSeq and is a predicted model, not a curated record. Gene Ontology annotation, biological process: translation; modification-dependent protein catabolic process; protein ubiquitination. The transcript has 2 exons. The coding region runs from base 123 to 509 and encodes 128 amino acids.